CGCGGGGGGCGUGGCUUUGCGCAAUCGGGGACUCUCUGGUAGCCGUCGAGAUGUGAAGCUUUUUUCCGAAAGCGGAUCCUGGAUGAAUGGAAGAUUACUUUGGCUCGGCAAAUGACCAGUCUGCUGAAAUAUCAUGCUAAACCUCACAAGGCAAUGGAUGAUCUGUCUGCACUGACUAUUAACAUCAAGAAAAGUGAAGUACUCUGCAAUCUCUGGAUAUUACGGUGUCUGUGCUGAAAGAAGGCGGGAUAAUUUUUUGAGCAACAUAGAGCAGUAUCCCAUGGGUGCUGGCCCCCACUGGAGAGCUCUAAUAUCUGUCAAAAGUGCUUGGAAUGACCCUCACAGGAUCACAUAGUCUGUUCAAUCCAGGGGCCUUGCUGAUUGUAACAACCUCAUGUAUCCCAUGUUAAUAAUGCUGUGAUGACUUUUUUUAGACUUUUACAAGUGCAAUGUAAUCUCCAGCUUUUUACAAAGGGAAAUGAAGGGUUUACGGACCUUACCAUACAGCCUGCAUUUGACACUUGCCAUGACCUGCGGUGGGCUACAGUAACAAUGUGACCUUAACUUGCUGUUUCUACAGCCCUAAGAGGCACCCUGACUAGGAAUUCCCUGCCAGUCCCUAAGCUUUCUGUAACACAGGGUAUUCACCACGUGUUGCCAUGAUGUGUGAGGUGAUGCCUACCAUCAGCGAGAGUGACCCCUUGGGGUCACAGCCUGGUUCUGAUUCUGAUGCCAACUUUGAACAGCUGAUGGUGAACAUGCUUGAUGAGAGAGACAAACUGCUAGAGACUCUUCGGGAAACUCGUGAGACUCUGUCGGUGACUCAGGGCCGGCUACAGGAGGCCUUGCAUGAGCGAGACCAGUUGCAGAGGCAACUGAACUCUGCUCUCCCUCAGGAAUUUGCAACACUGACCAGGGAACUCAAUGCAUGUCGAGAGCAGCUUCUGGAAAGGGAAGAGGAGAUCUCUGAGCUGAAAGCAGAGCGCAAUAACACAAGGCUUCUGUUAGAGCACUUGGAGUGCCUGGUCUCAAGGCAUGAACGUUCUUUGAGGAUGACUGUGGUAAAGCGGCAGGCUCAGUCUCCAUCGGGUGUCUCCAGCGAAGUUGAAGUUCUAAAAGCACUGAAAUCUUUGUUUGAACACCAUAAAGCAUUAGAUGAGAAGGUGAGAGAGCGCUUGCGGGCAGCACUAGAGAGAGUAGCUACACUAGAAGAACAGUUGGCAAGUGCCCAUCAGCAGGUGAGUGCUCUCCAGCAAGGUCCUUCUCAGAGGGAAGCCCCUGUGGGAGAAGAUGACAAAAGGACUGAGGGAAAAGAGCCUGGUCAGAAGAUGCUUUGGAAAAGACUUCCUAAUGGAUCUAUACACCCAGAUGAUGAGGCAAGUCGGUCUGUAGAACUGCAGGAACUUUUAGAGAAGCAAAACUUUGAGCUGGCACAAGCGAAAGAGCGGUUAUCUGCUCUGGCUGCCAGUGUUGCUGAGCUGGAAGAAGAUCUAAGCACCGCCAGGAGGGACUUAAUCAAAUCAGAAGAAAUGAGCAGCAAGUACCAGAGGGACCUACGAGAGGCUUUGGCCCAGAAAGAUGAUAUGGAGGAGAGGAUCACCACCCUGGAGAAGCGCUAUCUGGCAGCUCAGAGAGAAGCCACUUCUAUUCAUGAUCUCAACGACAAACUAGAGAAUGAGCUUGCUAAUAAAGAUUCUCUUCAUCGCCAGUGUGAGGAGAAGGCACGGCACCUCCAGGAGCUUCUAGAACUGGCAGAGCAGAAGCUGCAGCAGACAAUGCGGAAAGCAGAGACGCUUCCAGAGGUGGAGGCUGAACUGGCCCAGAGGAUAGCAGCACUCACUAAGGCAAAGGAAAGGCAUGGCAGUAUUGAAGAGCGACUACGGCAGUUGGAGACUCAGUUGGAGGAAAAGAACCAAGAACUAGCAAGGGCCCGUCAGCGGGAGAAGAUGAAUGAGGAGCAUAACAAACGGUUGUCUGAUACUGUGGAUAGGCUGCUAAGUGAGUCCAAUGAGCGCCUACAGCUUCACUUGAAAGAGCGGAUGGCAGCCCUAGAAGAAAAGAACACAUUGUUACAAGAACUGGAAAAUACCCAAAAACAGAUUGAAGAGCAGCAACAUGACAAGAGAAGGCUGUCAGAUGAAAUUGAGAAACUGAGAUUAGAAAUUGACCAAUUAAAGACAAGAAGUGGAUCUUUUAUUGACAGCGUCCAUACAAGGUCUCUUGUUGGAAGUACUCCAGACCUCCGGUAUCCCCUGAGUACUAUGGUCCAUGCACCGAUUGAGCCCUUUGGAACACCAUCUAGCCUUCACCGGGCACCAAAGAGCCGAUUUGCAACUCUGCGGGAAGAACCCUCCAAGGACUGGGAACUUGCUCAACCAGGUGGAGUCUUGGCCACCACAGCUCACACCUUUGAGAGUGAUCCAGAGAUCUCUGAUGUUGAUGAGGAUGACCAGGAGACAGUCUUUAGCUCUAUGGACAUGCUGUCUCCUAGUGGUCACUCAGAUGCUCAGACCCUUGCCAUGAUGCUGCAGGAACAGCUGGAUGCUAUUAAUGAAGAAAUCAGAAUGAUCCAAGAGGAGAAAGAGUCCACAGAGCUGCGUGCUGAACAGUUGCAGAGCCGGGUCACAAGUAGUAGUAUGGAGGCCCUGAAUCUUACACAGCUGCGCAAGAGGGCAUCCAUCCCCACCUCCCUGACUGCCUUGUCCUUGGCCAGCUCUUCUCCUCCUAUCAGUGGGCGCUCCACUCCCAAGCUCACCUCCCGCAGUGCAGCUCAAGAUCUUGAUCGAAUAUGCAGUAUGACCCUGCCCAGUGACUUGAGGAAACACCGAAGAAAGCUGCUUUCACCAGCAGGUCGGGAUGAGAGUCGAGAAGAUAAAACCACCAUAAAAUGUGAGACUUCUCCUCCUUCCUCACCCAGGACCCUCCGGCUGGAGAAGCUUGGACACCCUGCAUUGAGUCAGGAAGAAGGCAAGAGCUCUUUGGAGGACCAGGCCAGUAACCCCAGCAGCAGUAACAGCAGCCAAGACUCUCUGCACAAAGGCUCCAAGAGAAAAGGCAUCAAAUCUUCUAUUGGACGUUUGUUUGGAAAGAAAGAGAAAGGCCGCUUGAUUCACAUGAGCAGAGACGGUGCUACUGGCCAAGUUAUGCUGACAGAUUCAGAGAUCAACUUUCAGGAUACUCUUGGUCUUGGCAAGCUGGGAGCUCAAGCAGAGAAAGACCGACGGCUAAAAAAAAAACAUGAGCUUUUGGAAGAUGCUAGAAGAAAGGGCAUUCCCUUUGCUCAGUGGGAUGGCCCAACUGUAGUGUCUUGGCUGGAGCUUUGGGUGGGCAUGCCUGCCUGGUAUGUUGCAGCAUGUAGAGCCAAUGUGAAGAGUGGUGCCAUCAUGUCUGCUUUGUCAGAUACAGAGAUACAGAGAGAGAUUGGCAUUAGUAAUGCCCUUCACCGGUUAAAGCUGCGUUUGGCCAUUCAAGAAAUGGUGUCACUUACAAGCCCUUCAGCUCCUCCCACCUCAAGAACAUCAUCUGGAAAUGUCUGGGUCACACAUGAGGAGAUGGAAACGAUGGCAACUUCAACCAAAACGACACUAGCUUAUGGAGACAUGAACCAUGAGUGGAUAGGGAAUGAAUGGCUUCCCAGUUUGGGCCUCCCUCAGUAUCGUAGCUAUUUCAUGGAGUGUCUUGUAGAUGCAAGAAUGUUAGAUCAUCUGACCAAGAAAGAUCUCCGAGUGCACCUGAAGAUGGUGGACAGUUUUCAUCGAACAAGCCUGCAAUAUGGUAUUAUGUGCCUGAAGAGACUGAAUUAUGAUAGAAAGGAACUGGAGAGAAGGCGAGAGGAGAGCCAGCAUGAAAUCAAAGAUGUGUUAGUCUGGACCAAUGAUCAAGUCAUUCACUGGAUUCAGUCCAUUGGACUUAGAGAAUAUGCCAACAACAUCAUUGAAAGUGGAGUCCAUGGGGCACUCAUAGCUUUGGAUGAGAAUUUUGAUCAUAAUAGUCUGGCACUUGUAUUACAAAUACCUACUCAAAACACUCAGGCACGGCAGGUGAUGGAGAGAGAAUUCAACAAUCUGCUUGCCUUGGGCACUGAUAGAAGGCUUGAUGAUGGUGAUGAUAAGAGCUUUCGGCGGACCCCUUCUUGGCGAAAACGUUUCCGACCACGAGAGUUUCACAGCAUCAAUAUGCUUAGUGGGUCAGCAGAGACUCUCCCAGCAGGGUUUCGGGUGACUUCCUUAGUACCUCUGCCGCCUCCUUCAGCACCACCGAAGAAAAUGCCACCAGAAGUUGGUGCAUCUGGGUCCCAAAGACUGGAGACGUCUACAGUUCGUACAUACUCCUGCUGAAAUUCAGUUUCCAAUGAGACUUGGCCCAGGCCCCAGCACAUUCCCACUACUUGUAUGGUUAUACACUGGCUGCUUUCCGUGAGUAAGCCAGAGACCAGACUAUGCUUGCUCCUUGGCUCCAAAGAACGGAAGCUCCAGGCCACCUGUUUCAGGCCACAAGGCCAAAAGGACAAUCUUCCUCCUGCUUGUACACAACCCCUGGUCUCCUGUUUGGUGUCCUUAAACCCUAAUUAUAUCUGUGGUUUCCCACUUCUCUCUCUUCCUUCCCUUGGUUAUCAACCCAUUCCUUGCUGAGAAAGGGAACAGGCUUUUCUUGCCCCAGGUCAGUCGUUUGCGUGAUGCUGUGAUCUUGACAUAGGUCUAGUAAGACAUGGAGACACCCUGAUUUUGUUCAGCAGUUGUCCCUGCACCACUAUCUGCCUGUGCUUCACUUUGCCAUUAUGCCAGAGAGCAGCAGUGCUGUUGGGGCCCUGUAAGACUAUCUCCAAGGAAAUAAGGCAAUGAGAAUAUUGGAAACUCCACCUUGGAUCUCUCCUUGAGGCAUGCCAGCUUCUAUUGGGACUGGCCACUAUGCCCAAGAAAGAAAGAGAGAAUCUGCCCAUGGACAAUGUUAGCUCUCAGAAAUGGAAGAGCUAGGGCUAGAAACAGGGCAAAAUGCUGGUUGCUGGAGGGAGAGAGAGAUAAUCUAUCAAGCAAGUGUGUAUGUCUUCCAGGUCCCAUGUCAUGUAUCAGAUCUGUUGCUGGGAGUACAAAGUGCAGUCCGCACAUUUCUUUUGGGUACACAAUAAGUGCCCUCUCUGUCCCUUGUAGACAAACAGAAAAUUCCCUCUUCUCUUUGCAUUUACAGGUAGCCUGUGAUCCAGAAGAUUCCUAGCUCUUUCUGUUUCUUCCUUCUAGGGUAGGAUCUGUUUGUCUCCUCAUGCUGCCUUUGCCUUGUGUGGCCCCUUAUUACUGACGUGGUAUUUCUUGAUGGCUGGAAUGCCCUAUACUCAUACCGUGCUGUUUGGAAGUGCAAUAUCCAAGAGACUGUACAGUUGCAAUGUCUUUUUGGUGUACUACUUGCCUAAUACAGUAUUAAAUAUUUUUUUAAUUUAAAGAGUAACUGAUCCCUUUAUAUCAAUAACCCAUUUCUUUUGUCAUAUUGGUACUG
Eublepharis macularius is the source of this 5487-nucleotide messenger RNA. RefSeq names its product PTPRF interacting protein alpha 4 (gene PPFIA4). The coding region runs from base 660 to 4337 and encodes 1225 amino acids. The record is from RefSeq and is a predicted model, not a curated record. Gene Ontology annotation, biological process: synapse organization. Gene Ontology annotation, cellular component: presynaptic active zone. Gene Ontology annotation, molecular function: protein binding. Lineage: Eukaryota; Metazoa; Chordata; Lepidosauria; Squamata; Eublepharidae. The transcript is spliced from 30 exons.